Pseudopipra pipra is the source of this 3483-nucleotide messenger RNA. RefSeq names its product cAMP responsive element binding protein like 2 (gene CREBL2). Gene Ontology annotation, biological process: regulation of DNA-templated transcription. Gene Ontology annotation, molecular function: DNA-binding transcription factor activity. Lineage: Eukaryota; Metazoa; Chordata; Aves; Passeriformes; Pipridae. The transcript is spliced from 4 exons. The record is from RefSeq and is a predicted model, not a curated record. Gene Ontology annotation, cellular component: nucleus. Bases 167 to 532 code for a protein of 121 amino acids.
GCCCUCGCGCCCGUCGGCUGUAAACAAACAGGGCGGCGAGUGAUGGCGGCGGCCGCGGGGGGCCCUGAGGUGUCCUGAGCGUCGGCUGUCUGUCCGCUGGGGCUGCGGACGGGCGGGCGGCUCUGCCGGGCUCGGGCUGCGGCGCGGCGGACUCGUGGCGGCACACAUGGAUGACAGCAAGGUGGUUGGAGGCAAGGUAAAGAAACCAGGCAAACGAGGUCGUAAACCGGCCAAAAUAGAUCUGAAGGCAAAACUUGAAAGAAGUCGUCAGAGUGCAAGAGAGUGCAGGGCCAGGAAGAAGCUGAGGUACCAGUACCUGGAGGAACUGGUUUCAAGCAGAGAGCGAGCCAUCUGCGCUCUCAGAGAAGAGCUUGAAAUGUACAAGCAGUGGUGCAUGGCAAUGGACCAAGGGAAAAUCCCCUCUGAAAUAAAAGCCCUGCUAACUGGAGAGGAGCAAGGCAAAGCACAGCAGAACUCAACCAAACUUGCUAAGGCUGGGAAGACGGAAGCAAACAGCAGCAAUCCCUGGUGAAGAUUAAUCUACAUCAAUAAUGAAUCUAGUUUUUCCUGGAAUCCCAUGAAGAGGUGGAGAAGAUUUGGGAUCGUAGUUCCAGUUCCUACUGUCCAAGAAAUUGUAAUCUCUCUAAUUACCUAUAAAAUUACUGUCAAUAUAAGAACCAAAUGUUUGAGACUAAUCUCAAAAUGCAGAGAAAUCAGAGGCAAAGCUGAAAUAAGAACUCUAGUCCUCUUCAUGAGUUGCAGCAUGAGUGACAGCUGAUGUAGAAAUCCCUGUUGCAGGCAAGCAAGGCAAAAUACCAGUCAGUGAGUUACUGCUGUUAGUGCCAUUGAGCAUUAAUUUCUCUGUUAAUAACUGAGUUUCUUAUAUGACUCUGUUGUGAAUUUGUGAGAGAAAACAAACUUCUAAUCCACAGUAAAAUCUGAGGUAUCACAUACAGAAUAGCACAUCGGGGAACUAAAAUUCAGCUGAUGCUGUAUUUAUAGAAAGUAAAGAUUUGUGUGUGUAGAUAUAUUGUGGCCUUCCAGUACCUGAAGGGAGCCUACAAGAAAGAUAGAGAAAGGCUAUUUACAAAGGCCUGUGGUGGCAAGACAAGAGGGAAUGGCUUCAAACAGACAGAGGGUAGGUUUAGAUUAGAUAUUAGGAAAAAAUUCUUUACUGUAAAGGUGACGAGGCACUGGCACAGGUUGUCAGAGAAGUUGUGGAUGCCCCAUCCCUGGAUGUGUUCAAGACCAGGUUGGGUGGGGCUCUGAGCAAUAUUUAAAUUGCAACUAGAAAAUGCUGUCAUUGUUCAGCUAAUGAUUUUCGUCAGGAGUUCAUUAUAAAAAAAAGAACCUAAACAACUGAUUUUCAGUUUCUUUUUUUCCUCCGUAAAAAGCACUUGGAAGGCAGAAUUUUGCUUUUAUAAAAAGUAGAGGAUUAACUCUGCUUUUUGGGUGUCUGCAUUAACUGACAACUGGCUUAAUCAAUGCUAGUAACAUUGAUUGCUGCUUCAAGCAAUUCUUGUGUAUGAUCUCUAUAUGUUUGGGUGGGUAUUGGUGACAUUCUUAACUAUGCUGCAGCUGAUAGGUGUUCUGUUGAUGAAAUAAAUUUGUGAAUAAAAGACUACAAGUGGGUUAUAAAAUGCAUUUUCAUGAGACUGUAUUCAGUGUGAAUAGAAACAGCUUGCCAUGAGGCGUGACUUGUUUCCAUGCCUUCUUUCUCAUGGCAAUGUAGAAAAUACAUUUUGAUCAAGUUUUACGGUGCUGGCGACAGCAAUGCUCCAUGUUCUUGUGGUACAGCAUACCAGCAGUGGCCUCCAACUUCACCAUCUCCUUAUGUGGUAUGCUGUGAAUGCCUGCUGAUGUAAGAACAAUUCUUUCCUACUCCAUAUCAAACACAGAUCUGGCCGUGUUGCUAGGUCAGUGUUUUCUGUUUUGCAUUUCUGGGCUUUUUCUUUCCUCUCCCCUUUGAAAUCCGCUUUGCAGUAUGCAUUCCCUUUUUCCUACAGGAAAAGGGUAUUCUGUGAAUCUCCUUUCUUCCCCAAGUGGCCUGGCAGCUAUUUUCAAAAGCUGCCAGGGGUUCCUUUUCCAGAGGACUAUAUAAAAACAUGAGUUACUCUGCUGUUUCUGCCUCUGCACACGCUCUGUACCACACCCACCAACUCAUACUGAGUACCCUUUCUACAUUUCAAGCUCUCAGUAACAUCAGUGUAAAUACCCCUUCUGCACUCCAAACUCUUAAUAAUAUCAUCAUCCUCUGUAGCUCAGGACCCUCUUGUUUCUCAGCCGAGCGCAAGCAGAGCUGGUAUCAGCUCCCCCCAGAGUGUUUUUUGCUUGCUCAAGCAUUUUUCUGAUAAGCUGUAUGAUCAGGAAGAAGGCAGCAGCAUUAGCAGACAGUAGUGAUGUUGUUCAGUUGUAGAUGCUGGGCGUGUCCUCCCAGCAUGUAGAUGCUGGGAAACAGUUCUACUCCUCCCAGAGUGGUAAGUCGUCUUUAACUUGAAACACUGGGAUUUAGAUGACUCUGUUACUUGUAUUUGUAAAAUUCUAGGUUGCCCGGCAUUUUCAGCAGUGACAGUGCUUUCAAACAAAGGGAGUUUAGCUUAGGUUUACACACUUGAAACAGCCUAUGGAAUUAGGGGUGGGGAUUAAUUUUAAAAAUUUUGGCCCAAAGUGAUUUUAUCUCAUGAACAUCACUGAGAAAAGGUUUCAUCAAAGUAAAUACAAUAACAGUGUUGGUUUUCCAUUUAAAUCUGGGGUCCUGUCUGCGAUCUUGGAUAGCAAAAGGGGAAGGAGGUUUGCCUGGCUUUCUGAUCAGCUGCUGACUCUUGUGACAAGUAUUUGUGUAAACCUUCUCAAGGUGAUGCCUCGGUCAGGGAUGUAUCAGUGUGAACACUCACUUCAGCAAGGUGUGUUUCUCAUUACUUUAUUCUUAGGGUUUCCUGCCUUCUGAAAUAAAAUAGUAAUUUUUUAUUAGUAGUAACCAAUGGAACCGAAGAGGAUUGCUCUGGGUAUUUGAGAAACAGCCAAUUAACUACUUCCAUUUUUUGAAUUUACGUAAUGUUUUUUUUUCAGAAGCCACUUAAUGUUGUCAUCAUUUCAAUCCAAUGCCACAUUGUAAUGGAGCUGAUAUUGUCUACAUGUGCUGACAGAUAAAGAAGGCUGACUGACAGCGAAAGAACAAUUAUAAAGGUUAUCUGUUUUAAUCCCUCCGCCAGGGACUACUUGUGAAAUGAGCACAGUUGCAGUUCUGUGAAUGUAUUAAUAAAAGAAUGUAGGCAGAAUGAUGAAUGGCCUCUUGUGAUUGCUUGCAUUCACCUUGCAUUUUUUUUCUGAAUCAUGUUCUUUGUAUGAAAUAAGGCAUAGAAACAAAAUAAAUGUGCCUGUUAUUAACACAGCUUUGUCUUAGUCUGUCAGAAAUACUACUACCAACUGUGACUUUAUCACCUGUUAACAUGGAUUAAAAUGAUUGUCUUUAUUACUGUAAAA